CGUUCGGAGGCAAUAUGCAAUGCACUGAACUGGUACAAUACUCAAGCCACUGCUCUAAUCCCUCCGCUACCGCAGCUGACAUGGAAGGAUAUCGUGGAGUAUAGCUUUCUGGGUGAGUUUGAUCUUUUGCGUCAAUCUCGUUCUGACAUUCGCACUUCGGAUUGGACUAAACCUGCUUAUCGUGAAGCUAUGGUGAAGUACUUUAAGAUCCGAUGUGCUCAUGAAGAAAUACAGAGGUUGAAUAUUGAAAUUCACCGGCUGCACACAGCCAUACAUGACGAAGAACUCAAGGUGAACGCCACCAUUGAUACCCUUCUCAUAUCAAACCGGCCGGUCGGACUUGAACUGCAAUGUCAAUGGCAAAAAUGUGCUGCUGUCAAUGUGCUACAUCUGCUUAAAUUAAAUCAGAUCACAUCUCAGGCAAGCUUUUCUGGGCAACGAGGAGUCGGCAUUCGACUCCAAAGCACACUAACAUCGUCUGGUGAUGGUAUGUCUCCUGCUCUUCAUUAUUUGAAUUGA
Molecule: messenger RNA, 519 nt
Organism: Suillus subalutaceus
Lineage: Eukaryota; Fungi; Basidiomycota; Agaricomycetes; Boletales; Suillaceae
Exons: 1
Source: RefSeq, a predicted model, not a curated record